Cheilinus undulatus (humphead wrasse) is the source of this 5191-nucleotide messenger RNA. It is a transcript of the gene itga11b, whose product is annotated as integrin, alpha 11b. Bases 681 to 4046 code for a protein of 1121 amino acids. Gene Ontology annotation, molecular function: integrin binding. Gene Ontology annotation, cellular component: integrin complex; external side of plasma membrane. Gene Ontology annotation, biological process: integrin-mediated signaling pathway; cell adhesion mediated by integrin; cell-matrix adhesion. The record is from RefSeq and is a predicted model, not a curated record. The transcript has 32 exons. NCBI's taxonomy places the organism in Eukaryota, Metazoa, Chordata, Actinopteri, Labriformes, Labridae.
CUUUUGCGCAUAUUUAAAAACGGAAAUUUCACUUGAAGAACUUGAGUCAGGAAUAAACUUGAUGGAGGAGGAAUUAAAGAUUCAGGGACCCUGGAAGAUGGAAAACAACAGAGGCUGGAAUCCCAGAUCCAAUGGUGGACAGUAGAACCAGAUCCUGAGGAAUUCUUCAUGGAGCUUUUUACUUGAAAAAAGAUACUUGGCAUCAGUCCAUCCAAUGCUAUUUCAAAGUUCAGGAUGCACCUUGAAGUCAUAGAAAGUGAACAGAAGUAAAGAGAAGUUCAAGCACAGCAGACCAAGAGUUCCUGAUGCUGCAAGAACAUGCAGAAAUGUGCUGGGCUUUAGCAGGAUAAAAUCUUCUACUCUUCCUCCCAGAAGAGGAACCUCUGCUCCUGUUCCUGUUUACUCUGUUUGAACCAGGUCUUUAUCUCUGCUUCAACUUUGACACAAAGAACUUCAAGAUCUUCUCUGGCUCAGAGGAAAACCAGUUUGGUUACACAGUGCAGCAGCAUGAAGCAGGAGGACGACAGUGGCUGCUGGUAGGCGCUCCCUUUGAGUCGACGGGGAAACAGCAGACCGGGGACGUGUUCAGAUGUCCGCUGGACACCAGGAACUCUGUGAACUGCUCCAGACUCCUGUUGGGAAAACUUUCCUUGGAUAACGUGUCAGAGAGGAAAGAGAAGAUGCGUUUGGGAAUGACGCUGACCUCCAACCCUAAGGAUGGCAGUUUUGUGACCUGCGGUCCUCUCUGGUCUCAUGAAUGUGGAAGUUCUCUGUACAGCACCGGGAUCUGCUCCAGAGUCAGCCGAAACUUCAGACCGUCUCACACCAUCGCCCCCGCCCUGCAGAGAUGUGAGACGUUCAUGGACAUCGUGAUCGUUCUGGACGGUUCUAACUCGAUCUACCCAUGGUACGAGGUCCAGGACUUCCUCAUCAACAUCCUGCAGAAGUUCUACAUUGGCCCAGGUCAGACCCAGGUGGGCGUGAUUCAGUACGGCACCACGGUGGUCCAUGAGUUCAGUCUGGGUGAGUACCAGACAGUGGAGGAGGUGGUGGAGGCCGCCAGGAGAAUCAACCAACGGGGCGGCGAGGAGACGAGGACGGCACUGGGAAUCAAUGUAGCUCGGUCGCAGGCAUUCAAACGUGGAGGUCGACCUGGAGCUCAGAAGGUGAUGAUCGUGAUCACGGAUGGAGAAUCUCAUGACAGCCCUCAGCUGUGGCAGGCCGUUGGCGACAGCGAGAAGGACAACAUCACCAUGUACGCCAUCGCUGUUUUAGGAUAUUACAACCGUCGGGGAAUCAACCCUGAAGCCUUCCUGAAGGAAAUCAAGUUCAUUGCCAGCGACCCUGAUGAGAAGCACUUCUUCAAUGUGACAGACGAAUCGGCGCUGAAGGACAUUGUAGACGCCUUGGGAGAGAGAAUAUUUUCCUUGGAAGGAACGAGCAGUCAGGGUCGAGGUUUUGGUCUACAGAUGGCUCAGGCUGGUUUCUCCUCACAUUUAGUCAAAGAUGGCAUUCUGCUCGGGGCGGUCGGCGCCUACGACUGGAACGGCGCCGUUCUGAAAGAGACCAAACACGGGAAGGUGGUCCCUCCGAAAUCCUCCUACAAAGACGAGUUUCCAGAGGAGCUGAAGAACCACGCAGCGUAUCUGGGAUACUCGGUGGGUUCCCUCGUUACGUCGCGUGGCGCUCAGCUCUAUGUGGCCGGUGCGCCACGGUUUAACCACACCGGGAAGGUCAUCAUCUUCACACUGAAAAACACGGGAAACCUGACCAUCCUCUGGGCGCUGCAGGGGGAGCAGAUCGGGUCGUAUUUCGGCAGUGAGUUGUUAUCCAUGGACGUGGAUGAAGACGGACAAACAGACAUCCUGUUGGUGGCGGCUCCCAUGUUCUACAGUCAGGGCUGGGAGAGAGGGAAGGUGUACGUCUACACGUUGACUCCACAGGUACAAAUGGAGAAACUUACACACCGCCGAAAGGUCAUUUUUACACUCAUGGAAUAUCAACACUUAGCAUUCUCUCUGCAGACCUCCUUCAUCCAGCAGGGGGCGCUGGAGAUUACCAACCACUCUCAGAACUCCAGGCUUGGUUCAGCGCUGGCUCAGAUCCCCGAUAUGAACGGCGACGGGUUCAGGGAACUGGUGGUGGGAGCCCCACUGGAGGACGACCACCAGGGGGCGGUGUACGUCUUUUACGGUCAGGAUAAAACAAUCCAGCAGCAGUACAGACAGCGUCUCUCUGCCGCCGGGUUCUCUGCUGGUCUGAAGUACUUCGGUCAGAGUCUGCACGGCGUUUUAGACAUCAAUGGAGACGGGCUGGUUGACCUCGCCGUGGGGGCACUGGGAGCUGCCGUCAUUGUCUGGUCUCGUGGUGUGGUCCGGAUCCAGGCCAAGCUGACCUUUGAACCUGAGAAGGUCAACAUCUUCAACAAGGACUGUUGGCGAGGAGGGAAGGAGGUCACCUGCAUGUCGGUCAUCGUGUGCCUGACUCUGGACUCCAUGACAAUGACCAAAACAAAGACCAGGGCUGACGUUGCCGUGUGGUACAGUCUGGUGUUGGACGAGAGGCGUUUUCCUCCUCGAGCCGUUCUAGAUGAAUCUGCUCGACAGCAGCCCAGGAGUCUGUUCCUGCAGGUCGGAGUUCAGAGCUGCCAACGCCUCGGUUUCUCCAUCCAGGACACGGCUGAUUACGGACGCCCCAUCUCUGUCAACCUGGAGACUGGUUUGCAGAGCCCGGAUGAGGGGCCUGUGCUGGAUCCUGAUUGGCCGAGCAUUCUGAGGGCUGAGCUUCCUUUCUGGAACGGCUGUGAGCAGGAGGAAACGUGCGUUCCUGACCUCAUCCUUCACAGCCACACCGACCUCAUGACUGUCCAGCAGUUCUGCAGCUCCAGGGAGAGGGCCAGCUGGUCCCUCUGCAGCCACCAGGGGACGUCUGUGGACUCGGUGCAUGUGGUGGAGGCUGGGCGGCGGAGGGUGAUGGUGUUCGCUCGAUUGGAGAAUCAGGGAGAGAACGCCUAUGGAGCAUCCAUCCACAUCUCCUUCAGCUCCAACCUCGUCUUCUCCAGCCUCAUAGUCAAGGACCAAUCAGAUAUUCAGAUUGAGUGCUACUCCCAGGACAGACUGGCCAGUCAGAGGAGCUGUAACAUCAGUGCUCCGUUCAUGAGGUCUUUGUCUCAGGUAUCGUUCCGUCUGGAGUUUGAGUUCAGCCGCUCUGUCUUCUUGGAUCACCUACGGAUCAUCAUGGCAACGACCAGUGAAGGAGAGGAGGGUUAUCCAGACGACAACAUCAAUGACAUCUUCAUCCCCCUGAGGUACCAAACAGACCUCCUCUUCAUCAGAGACCCUAACCCGCCUCGGUUUGAGAUCAGAGCGGACAGAUCGUCUUCCUUGUCUUCAUCUAAGGACCAAUCAGACGGCAGCUGUUUGACCUUCAACCUCACUUAUUAUAUCCAGAACCUAGGCCUCUUCUCAGUUCAGGACAUCCUGUUCAGAGCUGACGUCUGGGCUGUGACUGGAGAAGGGAACCAGCUGGUGAACAUUACGGACUACAGCAUCGAGCAGCAGGUUUCUGGGUCUCUCUGCAUGCUGCCUCAGCAGAGAACAACCAGUGGGGUUGUAGCGGAGGAUCUGUCUCAUCUGUCACAGCUGAAUCACAGUAACAGUGCCAGCGUGGCACUGCAGUGCAGACUGAACCUGCCGGCGUCCAGAGAGCUGAAGUUAACGCUCCGAGGAAAGCUUCAUCUUCCUGCUCUGCUCGCGGUGAGCUUCAGGUCACUGGAGAUUCUGACAGCAGCCUCCAUCCAGCUGGAACCUUCCAGUCCCAUGUUCCUACAGGAGGACUCACCUGUCAGACAGAUAAUCCUGGAGCUCAGGAAAGACGAGGAUUACACCGUCCCUGUUUGGAUUAUACUGGGGAGCUCACUGGGAGGUCUGCUGCUGCUGGCCUUACUGGUGCUGGCUCUGUGGAAGCUCGGCUUCUUCAACAGACGGCGGCGACAGGAAGAGGAGGAGCAGCCGGUAGCCAAUGGGAAGACAGCAGAGGAGCUAUAACGUGCAGGCGAUAAUGAUGCUGCAUCUGAUAAUCCUCAAACACUGCUAAAGUCCCUCAGUCAUCUCUACUUCUACAGGUGUUAGGAGGAGAGACAGCAUCGUCAGGUUUACAGGACUAAAGUCAGACAACAGCUGAUCACAGCUGAUCUUUGGUUUACAGGACAAGAGGAACACAACAAUGUCUGAGAUCUGAUGGAAGACUUAGACUUAAGCCUUUAUUUGAAAAAAACCAAAACAGAUUUAAUUAAGAAAAGUUUAAGGAAGAAGAAUGGCUUUUGCAGAGACAAUGGUAAAAAUUUAAGAGUACAGUAUGAACCCUUUUGAAGGCAUUGUAAUGAAUCAUGGACUAAAGCUGCUGUCCUGUUGCUGUAUCUCAUUAAUGCUUUGUGCAGCUUAUGGGUGAAGGACCACGAUUAUUCUCUGGCAUUACCUGCACCUUUUGAGUAAAAUUCAGUCUAAAUUCUAAUGUUAGAAGAGCCCAUUUAAGUUUUUUCCUUGAACCUCUUGAUCACAUUUUAAACAAGAUGUCUGUGACUACAGAGAACUUUUACAGACACAAUAAGAAAAAGCAGGAGAAAUCCUCUGUGGUCUUAUGUUUACUACCAGUUUAUUUUCAGUAUUUUUUCUGUUUAUGGUGCUGAGCUGAAAAUGAUGGACUUUACAAGUUGAUGAGGAUCACCUGAAUGCACCACAAGCCUGUCAUGUCACUCAGGGACCCUGAAGCCCCGCCCCCAGACAAUCAGCCACAUCCCUACAACACAGCCCUGUGCCAUUGAAACCUAGACCCUGUUUACAAGAUUAUUAACCAUCCGUUUUGGUCGUUCAGGUACCAGGUGAUGUCACUUUAUACUCUCACUAUCAUUCCUGCAGCUCUCUUUGGUAUCCUUCAUGCUGAUAAGAAUGGAUGGGACUGAACAAGAGACAGGCUGACAGGCUAGCUGUGGCUCUUUAACAGCUUUUCUCCCUCAUGUUGUCAUUAGCUUUCAGAAGACACACUGAUAUACAGUUAAACCUUGUGGGGCACUGGUUAGACUGGAAUGGAAACUGGAGCCAUAGAAUGGCCUGGAUGCAAACAGCAAGGAUGGAAUGUUUAAGAGGCUUUAAAAGAUGACAUCAUCUUUAAAGGCAAGGAUGGAAUGUUUAAG